GGAGCAACCAAUCGCUCGCUCAAUCGCGUUAUCUCGCUGCUGCUGCUCUGCUCAUCUCAAACGCGCCACACGCCACUCCCAAGAACUCCCCCGGCGAUCUCUAGGGUUGACUCCUCGUCGUCGGCGGCGAUGGCGGUCCCGGUGGUGGACGCCGAGUACCUGCGCCAGGUCGACAGGGCGCGCCGCGCGCUCCGCGCUCUCAUCGCCUCCAAGGGAUGCGCCCCCAUCAUGCUCCGCCUCGCAUGGCAUGAUGCUGGCACGUAUGAUGUGAAUACAAGAACUGGUGGCGCAAAUGGUUCAAUUAGGCAUGAGGAAGAGUACAACCAUGGUUCAAAUGCUGGUCUAAAAAUUGCAAUUGAUCUCCUUGAUCCUAUUAAAGCAAAGUAUCCAAAGGUUACAUACGCAGACCUUUAUCAGCUUGCUGGAGUCGUUGCAGUUGAAGUCACUGGGGGUCCAACUGUUGAGUUCAUUCCUGGAAGACGUGAUUCUUCGGUUUGCCCUCGUGAAGGUCGUCUUCCUGAUGCUAAGAAAGGUGCACCACAUCUAAGGGACAUCUUUUAUCGCAUGGGCUUGACAGAUAAAGAUAUCGUAGCUCUAUCUGGGGGGCACUGUCUGGGAAAGGCGCAUCCUGAAAGGUCUGGGUUCGAAGGUGCAUGGACUCGUGAUCCUCUGAAGUUUGACAACUCAUACUUUGUUGAGCUACUGAAGGGGGAAUCUGAGGGGCUUCUGAAGCUCCCUACUGAUAAGGCAUUGUUGGAUGAUCCUGAAUUUAGACGCUAUGUGGAUCUUUAUGCAAAGGAUGAGGACGCCUUCUUCAAGGACUAUGCGGAAUCACACAAGAAACUUUCUGAACUUGGCUUCACUCCACGCAGCGGUAGCACAUCUACAAAAUCAGAUCUUCCAACUGCUGUUAUACUCGCACAGAGUGCCGUCGGGGUAGCAGUUGCUGCAGCUGUAGUCAUCGCUGGCUACCUGUACGAGGCUUCCAAGAAGAAGUAAGGUCGCGCCAAGUUCUUCGUUGGUACUGCCUUAUUUAGCAAGUAUCAAGACCAAAUAACAGAAAUUCUAGUCAUGAACUACCCCGCAAAAAUAUUUCAAAAUAUUCAAGGACAUUUCCUUCAUGUUUAUGCCAUACCCGUGAAUAUUUCGGUGACAAUUAUACGGAGAUGACAAUGCAUGGCGUAUUAUUAUAAGCGCGUAUCUUUGUUGUCUUUGCCCUUUAGCUCUACAAAUAAAGUUGUUUGUGUCUGGACUCC
This is a messenger RNA of Brachypodium distachyon (stiff brome), 1256 nucleotides long. RefSeq names its product probable L-ascorbate peroxidase 4, peroxisomal. Bases 130 to 999 code for a protein of 289 amino acids. The transcript is spliced from 9 exons. Gene Ontology annotation, molecular function: heme binding; peroxidase activity. The record is from RefSeq and is a predicted model, not a curated record. Gene Ontology annotation, biological process: hydrogen peroxide catabolic process; response to reactive oxygen species; cellular response to oxidative stress. Lineage: Eukaryota; Viridiplantae; Streptophyta; Magnoliopsida; Poales; Poaceae.